GUGAACAUUUUGCUUAUUGUAAUUGUGUUGUCAGUUGUUUGUAAUCUGAAAUCUGGAUUUUUUGCAAAAUUAGCAGUUUUGCCAUCAGCAGAAGAACCUGAUUCCCUGUACGGUCAAGCCAUUGCACUGGAUUCCGCUGGUGUACUGUACACUGUUGGGGGUACAUCAGGGUUCCAGUACUAUAUGGAUAUUAACAGUAUUGAUCUUACCAGUAAUUCUCCGAUCUGGGAAUGUUUGUACUUUUCUGAAUCAGAUCAACAGAAACCCUUACCCAGAUACAGACAUGAGAUGUGUGUUUACAAUAACCUGUUAUAUAUACUGGGAGGGGGAACCUCUACUACAGUAUUCGGGUUCAAAACUAUUCCAACCUUUUAUCUAGUUGAGAGAGAAUGGAAAUAUACUAAAACAGAACCAGACAAAUUUGUUAUCGAUUUUUCCAACAAUAGAUUAGACGGAUUCCCGGACCCAAGGAGAUGCCACAGUGCGUUGGCGAGGGACCAUAUGGUUUAUAUAAUUGGAGGUUAUGAUGGGAACACCAUAUUUGAUGACAUCUGGAGACUGGACCUUCUCACACUUCAGUGGAUUAAGUUACGAGUUAUCCUACCUAAUCCUGUAUAUUUUCAUGCUUCAACAUUAACAAAGGAUGGACAGCUGAUCAUUUUUGGAGGUGUCGACAAUAUAGAAGAAAACAGAAGAACGGAUAAAGUUUUCUCUGUUUGGUUAGAACCUCCUUCAUUGAGAGCUAUGUGUAUGGAGGCUGUGCAGCAUUAUAUUCCCAACCUGUCCACCAUGAGCCCGGAUAUAAUUCGUGAACUCGGAAUACCAGAAGAUUGAGAGUUUGAAGAGAGGAGUUAUGAUUUAAUUCAUAAAAGAUUUCACUCCAACUUAAAUUUCCUUUAAUACUGACGGUCGGAUUAAAGAUGAACGUUAGUCAUCAUCUCAGCCUUCAACACCGUGUCUUGAUGACAAUGAUAGUGACAAAAUUAGUGAUACAGGGAAUUGGGUCAAGGCAAGGGUUUCCAGCUCAAGUAGAUUUGCUUGCGCGCAAUUGCAGGCCCUUUAUUUUCCGCGCAUUUCCGCACAAUUCCGCACAGUUUCGAGCAAUCUGCGCAACGGAAUUCCGAUUGGAAACCCUAGUCAAGGCUCUGGGCCGGACUUUAAGAUGUUGAAACAUUAGUGUUCUUACUUUAAUACACUAGUUGUUAAUUCAACCAUUGAGAAGUGAUCUGAAAUAUAUCCAGACUUUGAUUAGAAGUGUAAAAAAAGUUAACCAUCAGAUCAUGAGUAUUCAGUAGGUCAAAUACAACUCUAUGGUAUUUAAGCUGUUUCUUAAAAACAGAUUUUCCUUGCAAAAUUAAUCUAUGAUACGAAAAUUAAAUGGUUAAAUACUUAUUAACAUAUUUUAAGGGUAUUUCAAGGAACUUCUGUUUUUUCACAAUAUCUCCUUGUCACUUCUGUGUCGUUUUAGACAUCUAAUAUUUUUUUAAUCUAGAAGAAAUAUUUGU
This is a messenger RNA of Eurytemora carolleeae, 1505 nucleotides long. It is a transcript of the gene slim, whose product is annotated as kelch domain-containing protein 10. The transcript is spliced from 11 exons. The record is from RefSeq and is a predicted model, not a curated record. Lineage: Eukaryota; Metazoa; Arthropoda; Copepoda; Calanoida; Temoridae. Gene Ontology annotation, molecular function: protein binding. Bases 184 to 834 code for a protein of 216 amino acids. Gene Ontology annotation, biological process: positive regulation of stress-activated MAPK cascade.